Messenger RNA from Setaria italica (foxtail millet), 1515 nucleotides. RefSeq names its product peptidyl-prolyl cis-trans isomerase CYP28, chloroplastic. Gene Ontology annotation, molecular function: peptidyl-prolyl cis-trans isomerase activity. Bases 419 to 1399 code for a protein of 326 amino acids. NCBI's taxonomy places the organism in Eukaryota, Viridiplantae, Streptophyta, Magnoliopsida, Poales, Poaceae. Gene Ontology annotation, biological process: protein peptidyl-prolyl isomerization. The record is from RefSeq and is a predicted model, not a curated record. The transcript has 5 exons. Gene Ontology annotation, cellular component: chloroplast.
ACCCUCCGAUCUUCAUUUUCUCCCGUUCUGCUCUCUCUCUCUUAUCUCUCUCUCGUGGCCUUCCUUUCCUGGCGCCUGGCGGCGCCGAUUGGCCGAGCAGUAACCCAGCAACGCCCUUCAACACGUCUUCGCCUCAGCUCUUCGCCGGCGACAAGCGCCCACCUGAGGUACAGAACCUUCAAUUUUUGGAAUUUGGGAUGGACAGGGGCGGAGCUAGAGGAAAGUGAAGGGGGGUGCGGCACCUUCAUAGGAUAGAGUCGUCAGGCCUCUUUUACAUACAUACUGUAUUUCCUGAUGAGACAAAGUUAACCAGUUAUCGUGGAAUCGAAUGAGGAAAAAUAUAGCACAACUCCAAUCAGAUUGUCUACGAUAGUUUUUGUUGGAAGGACAAAACCUGAAGCUUUCACCUUUCAGCAGUAUGGCAUUCCCUUCAUCAAGCAUCAUAGCUGCAUCCUCCACAGUUUACCCUGCCUACCUUAGCCUGCACCACCGCCCCAACAGCCAGCGUGCUUCUUCUCGUCCGUCUAAUGCAAACCAUGACAAUACCUAUAAAUGCAUCAAGUCACCCAAAAUUGUUAGACGGUCUCUUUUCUCUCUACCUGCCUCCUUUCUUCUCCUCCACACUUCCUCCUCCCUUGCCAUAGAUGACACAAACACGACAUCCACCUCAGCAAUUGACACCACGAUCACAGACCGCAUCUUCAUGGACUUCAGUGUCUGUCCAAGCUACUUUCGCUCUGACAGACCUUUAGGAGCUGAGCUCUCCUCAUGCCCUGAUUCUGAGCCACUUGGUCGUGUUGUCUUUGGUCUCUAUGGUCGGCUUCUCCCUACUACUACUGCCAAUUUCAAAGCUACAUGUACUGCAGCUGCAUAUAGGGGCACUCUUGUCCACAAGCUCCUUCAAGGACAGUUUUUUGCUGCUGGCCGACAAGGUUCUCGGCGAGAGAAGGGUGAGGUCCAGCCACCCUCCGGCCUCAUUAGGAAUUCUGAGACUGUGGAUGCUAGAGCAUUCAAACUAAGGCAUGCAAGACCUGGCACACUUUCCUUGUGCCUUGGACAGAAUGAUGAUGACAACGACAUCAAGCUCAACCCCAACUAUCACAAUGUUGAAUUCUUGGUUACUACAGGGCCAGGACCCUGCCCACAGCUUGAUGGACAGAACAUUGUCUUUGGAACUGUACUGGAAGGAAUGGAUGUUAUCACCAGUAUUGCAGCCAUACCUACCUACAAACCAGCUGAAAGGAUCCGCUUGUUCAAUGACUUUGCGCAGCUGAUUGGCGAUGAAAGAGCUCAAACUGCUCGGGCUAUGUGGGAUCGCCCACUCAAGACCGUAUAUAUCAGCGACUGUGGGGAGCUGAGAGUGACCAAACAAUCUCUUUCCCCUCCAAGCUUGCCAUGACGUUAUGACUUAGAAUCAUUUGUGGGUCACUUUAUUACUAUGAUGCUCUCCCUAUGUAAGCUGUACGAUCCAUGGAUUAAUUUUUAAUUCAAGUUACAUCGGAUGUUGGAUACCAA